UCCUCUGGCUCCACGGCUCCCUCGGCCGCUGCCGCCUCCGGCCCCCCCACCCCACUCCUCCCACCAAGGCCCCUAGCCCCUGGCCAGUAGACAAGACACCCCCCCACCCCGGGGCUCCCCGAAAUCCAGUUCCCCUCCCCCACCUCAGCUCAUGCCCCAGCCCCCGAACUCCGGGGCUGCUAGCCCCCGGUGCCCCCGCCCCUCCUGAGAACUGGGGUGUGCUCCCCAGGCCCCCCCUCCAUUGGGGACUCCCUUGUAGGGCCCCCUUUCCCUUCCUCCCACGCUCCUCUACCCUUCCCUUCUCCAACCCCCUCUUUCCCCUCUCACCCCUCCCCCCAUCCUGGCCACCCCUGCAAAAGUGGGGUGCGGAGGGGGGAGGGGUGAGAACCCACGGAGGGGAGGAACGAAACUCCGAUGAAGUCAGAGCCCCUUACCCGCUGCCGCGGCCAGGCCCCCCAACAUGGACUGUCUCUGUAUAGUGACAACCAAGAAAUACCGCUACCAAGAUGAAGACACGCCCCCUCUGGAGCACAGCCCGGCCCACCUCCCCAACCAGGCCAAUUCUCCCCCUGUGAUUGUCAACACAGACACCCUAGAAGCCCCGGGAUAUGUGAACGGGACCGAGGGGGAAAUGGAAUACGAGGAGAUCACAUUGGAAAGGGGUAACUCAGGUCUGGGCUUCAGCAUCGCAGGUGGCACCGACAACCCACACAUCGGUGACGACCCAUCCAUUUUCAUCACCAAGAUCAUUCCUGGUGGGGCUGCGGCCCAGGAUGGCCGCCUCAGGGUCAACGAUAGCAUCUUAUUUGUAAAUGAAGUGGAUGUUCGGGAGGUGACUCACUCAGCUGCUGUGGAGGCCCUCAAGGAGGCAGGCUCCAUAGUUCGCCUCUACGUCAUGCGCCGGAAGCCCCCUGCUGAGAAACUCAUGGAGAUCAAACUCAUCAAGGGGCCUAAAGGUCUUGGUUUCAGCAUCGCAGGAGGUGUAGGAAACCAACAUAUUCCCGGAGAUAAUAGCAUCUAUGUAACCAAAAUUAUUGAAGGGGGUGCCGCCCAUAAGGACGGGAGGUUGCAGAUUGGAGAUAAGAUAUUGGCGGUCAACAGUGUGGGACUGGAGGACGUCAUGCAUGAGGAUGCUGUGGCAGCCCUGAAGAACACAUAUGAUGUAGUCUACCUAAAGGUGGCCAAGCCCAGCAAUGCCUACCUGAGUGACAGCUAUGCUCCCCCAGACAUCACAACCUCUUAUUCCCAGCACCUGGACAAUGAGAUCAGUCACAGCAGCUACCUGGGCACUGACUACCCCACAGCCAUGACCCCCACUUCCCCUCGGCGCUACUCCCCCGUAGCCAAGGACCUGCUAGGGGAGGAAGACAUUCCCCGAGAACCAAGGCGGAUUGUCAUUCACCGAGGCUCCACGGGCCUGGGCUUCAACAUCGUUGGGGGCGAGGAUGGUGAAGGCAUCUUCAUCUCCUUUAUCCUGGCUGGGGGCCCUGCAGACCUCAGUGGGGAGCUGCGGAAGGGGGACCAGAUCCUUUCGGUCAAUGGUGUUGACCUCCGCAAUGCCAGCCAUGAGCAGGCUGCCAUUGCCCUGAAGAAUGCGGGUCAGACAGUUACGAUCAUCGCUCAGUAUAAGCCAGAAGAGUACAGCCGAUUCGAGGCCAAAAUCCAUGAUCUUCGGGAACAGCUCAUGAACAGCAGCCUGGGCUCAGGGACCGCCUCCCUGCGGAGCAAUCCCAAAAGGGGUUUCUAUAUCAGGGCCCUGUUUGACUAUGACAAGACCAAGGACUGUGGCUUCCUGAGCCAGGCCCUCAGCUUCCACUUUGGGGACGUGCUGCAUGUAAUCGACGCCAGCGAUGAGGAAUGGUGGCAGGCACGGCGGGUACACUCUGACAGCGAGACCGAUGACAUUGGCUUUAUUCCCAGCAAACGGCGGGUUGAGCGACGGGAGUGGUCAAGGUUAAAGGCCAAGGAUUGGGGCUCCAGCUCUGGAUCACAGGGCCGAGAAGACUCGGUUCUGAGCUACGAAACGGUGACGCAGAUGGAAGUACACUAUGCUCGCCCCAUCAUCAUCCUCGGGCCCACCAAGGACCGUGCCAAUGAUGAUCUUCUCUCCGAGUUCCCCGACAAGUUUGGAUCCUGUGUUCCCCAUACAACACGGCCCAAGCGGGAGUAUGAGAUAGAUGGCCGGGAUUACCACUUUGUGUCGUCCCGGGAGAAAAUGGAGAAGGACAUUCAAGCGCACAAGUUCAUUGAGGCCGGCCAGUACAACAGCCACCUGUAUGGAACCAGUGUCCAGUCUGUGCGAGAGGUGGCAGAGCAGGGGAAGCACUGCAUCCUUGAUGUCUCAGCCAAUGCUGUGCGGCGGCUGCAGGCGGCCCACCUGCACCCUAUCGCCAUCUUCAUCCGCCCCCGCUCCCUGGAGAAUGUGCUAGAGAUUAAUAAGCGGAUCACAGAGGAGCAAGCCCGCAAAGCCUUCGACAGAGCCACCAAGCUGGAGCAGGAAUUCACAGAGUGCUUCUCAGCCAUCGUGGAGGGCGACAGCUUUGAGGAGAUUUACCACAAGGUGAAGCGCGUCAUCGAGGACCUCUCAGGUCCCUAUAUCUGGGUCCCAGCCCGAGAGAGACUCUGAUUCCUGCCCUGACUUGGCCUGGAUUCGCCCUGCCUCCAUCGCCUGGGCCCUUGGUCUGGACUGAAUUGCCCAAGCCCUUCGCAUUCCCCAGCCUCCCUCCCACCCCUUCUUAUUUAUUUCCUUUCUAACUGGAUCCAGCCCAUUAGAGGGGGGACACUCCUCUGCAUGUAUCCUCGCACCCCAGAACUGGGUUCCUGAACCCCAGGAACCUGGGGUCUGGGGGGAGCCAGGCUCCUGGCCCCCGGCCCUUGCUCCUUAGGAUUCCUUGCCUCUGCCCCCCCUAACGCACACACGAACCCACCGGGGGCCACCCUUCCCCCAUCUUCUCCCACACACAUUCCAGAAGUCAGGCUUCCCCCUCAAGGAGCACCCUGCUGCAGGGAUGCAGGGCCACAGGCCUCCACUCUCUCCUGAGGCAGGCGCUGGGGUCACCCCUGCUCACAUCAUAACUCCCCAUGUCCCUUGAUUUCUCAUUUAUUUUUUCCUUUUUUUUCUUCUCAAAGGUGGUUUUUGGGGGGAUAAGUAGGGGACUCCACUGUGGGCCCCCUGCCUUCCACAUGCCCCCCACCUUUUUUCUUUGCUGGUUUGCAUGAGUGGAAGGUCUAACUGUGGCUUUUUUUUUCCCCUGGGAUUUUUUUUUUUUUUUUUGGGGGGGGAAAGGGAGGGAUGGGUCUAGGGAGUGGGAAUGUGGGAGGGAGGGUGGGGGGCAGGGGUUGGGGGUUGGGUGUCCAGGGGAAGACUGGAAAUGCUGCCGCCUUCUGCAAUUUAUUUAUUUUUUCUUUUGAGAGAGUGAAAGGAAGAGACAGAUAC
Molossus molossus (Pallas's mastiff bat) is the source of this 3436-nucleotide messenger RNA. It is a transcript of the gene DLG4, whose product is annotated as discs large MAGUK scaffold protein 4. Bases 461 to 2626 code for a protein of 721 amino acids. Gene Ontology annotation, molecular function: kinase binding. Gene Ontology annotation, cellular component: neuromuscular junction; postsynaptic density membrane; neuron projection. The transcript is spliced from 20 exons. The record is from RefSeq and is a predicted model, not a curated record. Gene Ontology annotation, biological process: AMPA glutamate receptor clustering; postsynaptic neurotransmitter receptor diffusion trapping; chemical synaptic transmission. NCBI's taxonomy places the organism in Eukaryota, Metazoa, Chordata, Mammalia, Chiroptera, Molossidae.